Molecule: messenger RNA, 1525 nt
Organism: Salpingoeca rosetta
Lineage: Eukaryota; Choanoflagellata; Craspedida; Salpingoecidae
Exons: 17
Coding region: 100-1449 (449 amino acids)
Source: RefSeq, a predicted model, not a curated record
GACGCACCCCCACAGCGGUACCGGAGCGAGCAAUCACAGCAUUUGCGCUGACAUGGCCCGCUUGCGCGGCAUCAUCUCGCUGGACAUGCGUGAUGCGCGAUGAUGGAAUGCCCACGUCUCAACAUGACAGUGAGCGACGUUGCCAUCCACUGGAUGCCCUUGAUUGAGUCGAUGGAGCAGAGUGUUGGUGACAUUGGCAAGGUGCUGCUCGUGGCGGGACAGAGCGAAUGCUUUCAAAAAGUAGGCCUUCAGCUGAAGAGAGGAAGGGGGACGCUGCUCCGGCACAAGGAUGAUGGUGACAUGAGCUUCAUGUCUGCCGAAGAGAAUGAACUCUUUGACCCAGUGCGUGUGACGCACUGCCCCGAGAUGCCGCUGCACCAUCGCACUGCCAAUGGCGGUCCUGAUGUCAGGGAUCACCGCACGGCAUAUCCAUCGAUCCUCUUCGCACGUGCCCAUCGUUCAAGGCCGCCCUUGCCAGCCAUCGACCGCGCCAUCCGAACCGCCAUCCAUGACGGCCGUACAGCACCGAUGACCUGUCCAAGGCUUGCCUCUUCGUUCCAAGCACAGACGUACCGUGCUGGUGUGAAGAUUACAUGCACGACAAGUACUCUGACAACAUUGAGUCGAUUCAUCCCACUUGCGUAUUGGAAUGAGGGCCGCAACCACAUCCUGUUUGAGUACAGCGACGCACCAUGUCUCCCCUGGGAUGCAGAACACGGCAUUCUUGCAAAGGUUGGCCUAAGUGCAUUCCACCACCGUGAUGGCCUCGACGUGUCCAUGUCACUCUUCUCCAUGGUGACAUUCAUUCAUUCACACCGGAGCAGCGACGCGUUCCGCCCGCGCAAACAGGAUAUACCUCGUCACCUUCAGGUCUGCGCACUACCAAGUCUGCUCGCUCUGAUGCCAUGCGCAACCACCUCCCCAAGCUGCACAAUGGCAGGUGUAGUGUGCUGCGCGUGCGAUGUGUUUUUUGUUAUCGUGUUCCGUGUGUGUGUCGUGCGGGGAAGGUUGGACAUGACCCCUCAGAGGAAGAGUUCAACAAGUAGUUCAACGAGUACACGUACACGGAGACCAAGUUUGGGCUCAUCAUCGUGGCUGCGGGUGCCCUCCCCGUCAUUGUCGUCGAUGAGGAGGGGGGGAGUGUUAUGUAUGUAUGUAUUUGUGUGUGUGCGCAUGUGUGUUUCAGCCUAUGCAUUCGCCGAACACAUGGUCCUCAACUGUGGUCUUCCGAGGAUCCUGCGGUCGAUCUCAGAUGAGGUGGUGGAGAUGAUGCGGAGACGCGUUGUGUUUGUGUUUGAGGAGUUCUUCAAGUCUCUCUCUACCCAAGUGCACACGGCGCUGCUGGAGUCUGCCAGGAUCAACCUGUUCAGCGGUGACAACGCGUGGCAGAGGGCCCUUGAGCCAGCAGCUGUCACCCCUCCAUCAACCACCACUGCUCUGGCGGGAUGAACAGACGGGCGCUGCCAUGUGAUGACCAUUCAGCCACGCUUGUGCGGCUGUGGAAGCAGCAGCACCAACUCACACC